AGCUCGGGCUCGCCCGGGCCGGAGGGGCAGCAAAUGGCUGCCGGUGGGACCCGCCCGCCGGGGGCGGGCUCUGCGCCCUGGGCCGCGGCGGGCGGGGCGGAGCUGCGCGUCAUGGCCGCCAGUCGCCUCCCGCCAGGUGCCCUCACGCUGAAGCAGUUCCUGAGGCGGCAGCAGGUUCUCCAGCUGUACAGGAGGAUCCUGCGGGCCAUUCGCGAUGUCCCUGCUGAGGCAGAUCGCUGCUAUUUAAAGGACUGGGCCAGGGAAGAAUUCAGGAGAAAUAAGGAUGCUACAGACGAGGAUGCAAUCAGGAUGAUGAUCACUCAAGGCAACAUGCAGCUUCAGGAACUUCAGAGAACACUUAAGCUGGCAAAAUCCUGAUCUUAAUUUUGUUAUCCGCUGGACUUUCACCUGCUGUGAGCAAACACAGUGUUUUUUUCAGGAUGUGGUUGUAAUAGCGGCCUUUGCUUGACAACCUGGUAACGUGUUGCAGUGGAAUCUACUAUUGUGGGGGGUUUGUUUGUUUUUUUUCCCCUUCCUCAGUGUGGUUACUUCCCAUGUGGAAAUCACUCACACUAAGAGGACUCUAAGAACUGAAGGGAUGAUGUAGCGUGUGCUGUGGGAAAAGCAGAAAGCACCAGGAAUUACAACAGCAGUCUUAUGCCAGGGAAAUGGAAAACAAAUAUAAAACAGAUUAUUUUGUCUGUUUUCUAUUGUGGUAACAUUUAUAGUAGUAACAGCUUUUUCUGUACCACACAAAGGAUUUUUUUUACCAAAAUUUGGGAUUUAAAAAGCAUUUUGGAUAAACAAAUGGGCUCAAACCAAAUAAACACAAUAAAACAUUAAGAAAA
Messenger RNA from Columba livia (rock pigeon), 848 nucleotides. It is a transcript of the gene LYRM2, whose product is annotated as LYR motif containing 2. Bases 34 to 378 code for a protein of 114 amino acids. Gene Ontology annotation, cellular component: mitochondrion. NCBI's taxonomy places the organism in Eukaryota, Metazoa, Chordata, Aves, Columbiformes, Columbidae. The record is from RefSeq and is a predicted model, not a curated record. The transcript has 3 exons.